GACCAUUUCUAGAGACAUUAAGUCUGAAAUUCUAGAAAAACUUGCUGAGGCAAUAUAUUCAUACAAAGCCUAUCCUGGGAAUGAGGAAUUUGAAAGUGUAGCGAUUGCUCUUGUUGAAAAACACCCUUGUCUAAAAGAGCCAGGCUCCGCAUCUGGGUGGUAUGGGUGGAAACUAAGUCUAAAAUUUAAGAUGGGGAACUAUAGACAAAAGUUAAGGGAUGCAGGUUGUCAAGAACUGAAAGUGAAUUCAGAGAAGAGAGGUCCUGGCGAGGCCAGAGGAAAGUGAAACCAAGUGAAGAAGCCUAGACGGUCUGAAACAAACUUUCUUCCAGAUCUCCCACAGGGAAAAGACCGGAAAAGUCUGGAAGAGGAACGAGAGCAAAUCGUUCAAGAAAUGAAGAAAAGGAACCCUGACUUUGCUUUUGUAGAUGCAAGAAUGAGCAGCACAUAUUCUUUGAGAAGACAGGAAAUUGUUGAAGAUGAGCCUCCAGUGUCGGAAGUGAAAGUCAGAUGGCCGGCACUUUUCACUGAGAGACAGAUCAGCAUGGAAUUCACCAGGCUUGUGUCGAUGGACCUUAGCAAGUCCUUUUAUGGGGGUCUUGACUCCCAUCUCCUGAAGCUUCUUCAGUUGUACCGGUCAAAACGUUUUGAAGGGAUGACAGAAAUGACUGCCAUACUGGAGAGCCUUGACAAGGAUGCAUCAAACCAAAGGAAGAGGGCAGCGGUGCUGCAGGCUCUGCCUUGGUACAUGAGAGAGAAUCCUGCUAAAUUCAUGAAGAUAUGUGAGCCCACUAAUUGUGAGGAGGAUGUCAUCAAAAGAAUGACUAUUGGAAUCCUUGCCAUUGUAGAGGAUGUGAAGGAGCCACUCCCAGUGAUCUACAGUGAUGUGGCCCUGGUGAUCGAAGAGCAAGUUGUCCUUCGUAAUCUUGGUGAUGUACCAAAUGCUUUUAUGAACUUGAUGGGGCUGCUCUAUGUUUUGAACAUGAACUACCCCAAAGAACUCAAAUAUACCUUUGAGGUGAUUCAGCGUCUGUUCAUGGGCAUUGGAGUAGAUUCCUGCACUGCAAGAGUCCACACACUGAAGAAUAAAUUACUGAGUUAA
This is a messenger RNA of Colossoma macropomum (tambaqui), 1102 nucleotides long. RefSeq lists its product as uncharacterized. Lineage: Eukaryota; Metazoa; Chordata; Actinopteri; Characiformes; Serrasalmidae. The transcript is spliced from 4 exons. The record is from RefSeq and is a predicted model, not a curated record. The coding region runs from base 395 to 1102 and encodes 235 amino acids.